AUGGCAACCAUGGCCGGUGGGAUUCAUGAAGUUAAAGGGUUUCAGAACAAUGUGGAGAUCGAUGAACUCGCCCAUUUUGUCAUCAAUGAACACAAGAAGAAACAAAAUAAGGUGGUUGUGUUUGAAAAGGUGGUGAAUGCAAAGGAACAUGUGGUUGCUGGUACUAUCUACUAUAUCACUCUGGAGGUGGGUGAGGAUUGUAAGAAGAAGAUCUAUGAAGCCAAAGUCUGGGAGAAGCCAUGGAUGAACUUCAAGGAGGUGCUAGAGUUCAAGUCAGUUGGUGUUAAGCAAGAUUGA
Macadamia integrifolia is the source of this 297-nucleotide messenger RNA. RefSeq names its product cysteine proteinase inhibitor A-like. Lineage: Eukaryota; Viridiplantae; Streptophyta; Magnoliopsida; Proteales; Proteaceae. The record is from RefSeq and is a predicted model, not a curated record. The transcript has 2 exons. The coding region runs from base 1 to 297 and encodes 98 amino acids. Gene Ontology annotation, molecular function: cysteine-type endopeptidase inhibitor activity.